Messenger RNA from Sorex fumeus (smoky shrew), 1736 nucleotides. Its product is annotated as zinc finger protein 345-like. The transcript has a single exon. Gene Ontology annotation, biological process: negative regulation of transcription by RNA polymerase II. The record is from RefSeq and is a predicted model, not a curated record. Lineage: Eukaryota; Metazoa; Chordata; Mammalia; Eulipotyphla; Soricidae. Gene Ontology annotation, molecular function: DNA-binding transcription repressor activity, RNA polymerase II-specific. The coding region runs from base 233 to 1369 and encodes 378 amino acids.
GUUUAUAGAGAGUCCCUCACAUCAACACACCCAAGAGCAAAGUCACCACAAACUGAACCCAUCUAGGAGUAACCAUUGUUCGGGAGCCUUCCUGUGUUCUCAGCAUCGUGAUGUUUCCUUAGAAACCCACAGUGGUCAGAAUGCCCAGGAUUGUCAGCAGCAAGGACAGACUUUGAGUCAGGUGUCACCCCGGGGUGACAGUCCAAACAUCCAGACCGGAGAAAAACUCUACAUGUGUAAGAACUGUGGGAAGGCGUUCACUUCCCCCUCAAACCUUAUUACACAUAGGAGAGUUCAUACUGCAGAGAAACCUCAUGCGUGUGAAGAAUGUGGACAGGUCUUUACUCUGUCCUCGCAACUUAGUGUUCACAGGGAACUUCAUACGGGAAUGAAAACUUACACGUGUCAGGACUGUGGGAAGGCCUUUACUUGCUACUCAAACCUUUCUCAUCACAGGAAAAGUCAUUCUGGAGAGAAACCAUAUUCGUGUCAGGAUUGCGGGAAGGUCUUCGCUUAUCCCUCAAACCUUUCUAGGCACAAGAAAAAUCACACUGGAGAGAAACCAUAUAUUUGUAAGGAAUGUGGAAAGGCCUUUGAUUAUCCCUCAAGCCUUAUGAAUCACAGUACAGUUCAUACUGGAGAGAAACCUCAUAAAUGUAAGGCGUGUGGAAAAGCCUUCUCUGAUGGAUCAGUACUUACUAAGCAUAAGAGAACGCAUACGGGAGAGAAGCCUUAUGUUUGUCAGGAGUGUGGGAAGGCCUUUAGCACAUCCUCAAUUCUUACUGUACAUAGAAGAAUUCACACUGGAGAGAAACCUCAUAAAUGUGAGGCAUGUGGAAAGGCCUUCACUGAGGGAUCCGUCCUUACUAAUCAUAUGAAAACUCAUACGGGAGAAAAGCCUUAUGUAUGUCAAGAGUGUGGGAAGGCCUUUAGCAGAUCCUCAGUACUUACUAUUCAUAGGAGAAUUCACACCGGAGAGAAACCUCAUACAUGUAAGGCAUGUGGAAAGGCCUUCGCUCAUGUGUCAGGUCUUAAUGAGCAUAUGAAUACGCAUACUGGAGAGAAACCUUAUGUAUGUCUGGAAUGUGGGAAGGCCUUUGGAAGAUCCUCAAUACUUACCAUUCAUAGGAGAAUUCACACUGGAGAGAAACCGUAUAAAUGUAAAGAAUGUGGGACAGCCUUCAGUAGCACCUCCAGCCUGCAUCAGCAUAGGAGAUUUCAUACUGGAGAGAAACUUUUUGCAUGUGAGGAAUGUGGGAAAGCAUAUUCUCAUUCCUCAAACCUUUUUAGUCAUAGGAAAACUCAUACGGAGAGAAACUUUAUGUUUGUAAGUAACGUGGGAAGGCCUUCUCUGAAACUUGGUACCUAAAUAAGCACUUUGUAGAGGAUCAUACAACCUCAUCAAUGUCAGACAUGUGGGAAGGCCUUCACCGGGCACUCAGAUCUUAGAAUGCAUCUGAAAAUACACUCUAGAGAGCACUCUCAAGUAGUAAAGAAUGUGAUAAAAUUCACACUGGAUGACUCAAUCCCGAAAUAAUCCCCAAGGUCAGAACAGGCUGCCUUCAGUAAAAAAUAUUUUGCCUGGAAAAGAUUGUUGGGAGAUUGCAAAAGGACAGCCAAGAAAAAAAGAACUCUGGUAGCCUGUGUGAAGUUCCCGGUGACGUCAGUACUAUAAGGGAAAUGUAGUUGCUCAUUAUCACCUAUGCCUCAACUAUGCCAGUGUCCUGGCAUUUGGA